This is a messenger RNA of Racocetra fulgida, 453 nucleotides long. The record is from the annotation of a GenBank genome assembly. NCBI's taxonomy places the organism in Eukaryota, Fungi, Glomeromycota, Glomeromycetes, Diversisporales, Gigasporaceae.
UCACGACCUUCUUUUUUGGAAUGGUUAGGAUACAUGCUAUUAAUUAAACUUUUUUCUCCUCCAAAAAGUUUAUCUCGAUUAAUUUCAUCUGAAAUUUUAUCGAUCAAUUUUUUUAAUGGCAAUAAACCUAAUACCUUUUCUUUUCUGGUUGGAAAAGAUUAUUUCAAGCAGGAUAUAUCUCUUAACAAUCAAAAUGAUGAUCAAGAUAUUCAUUUAAUUCAUCCAGAACCUGUUCAUUUAAAGGAUUCUUCUCAAUAUUGCUCGUUAGAUUUAUCAUCGCAUUAUUUAAAUCUGUCGACUUCAUCUGAUCUUUUGAUAGUUGGUGAUGAUGAAGGACGAAUUGAUGUUGUUAAUGAUGAACCAACAAAAAGAAGAUCAGGGGAACUUGCCAAAAUAUUUAGAUCAGAUAUCGAUUUACCUCAGGAAACUGAAUUGUUAUUGAAAUGGUUAUAA